Messenger RNA from Hypanus sabinus (Atlantic stingray), 8780 nucleotides. Its product is annotated as zinc finger protein 850-like. The record is from RefSeq and is a predicted model, not a curated record. Gene Ontology annotation, biological process: regulation of transcription by RNA polymerase II. Lineage: Eukaryota; Metazoa; Chordata; Chondrichthyes; Myliobatiformes; Dasyatidae. Gene Ontology annotation, cellular component: nucleus. Gene Ontology annotation, molecular function: RNA polymerase II cis-regulatory region sequence-specific DNA binding; DNA-binding transcription activator activity, RNA polymerase II-specific. Bases 1347 to 4244 code for a protein of 965 amino acids. The transcript is spliced from 4 exons.
UUCAGGACCAUGGUGUUACAUGACACAGUACAAAAACUAGACUGAACUACGUAAGAAAAACAACACAGAGAAAACUACACUAGACUACAGACCUACACAGGACUGCAUAAAGUGCACAAAAACAGCGCAGGCAUUACAAUAAAUGAUAAACAGGGCAAUAGGGCAGUAAGGUGUCAGUCCAGGCUCUGGGUAUUGAGGAGUCUGAUAGCUUGGGGGAAGAAACUUACAUAGUCUGGUCGGGAGAGCCCGAAUGCUUCGGAGCCUUUUCCUGAUGUCUCGGCCUGAAACAUUGACUGUUUACUCUUUUCCAUAGUUGCUGCCUGGCCUGGUGAGUUCUUGAAAGUGAGAUAAUUGGUUGUGGGAAUAUCUUCAUGGAUGGCCAAGACAGUGAAGUUAUCCCCUUCGUUGAAGAGCCUGAUGGUUGAGGAGCGGGAACUUUUCUGAACCUGGCGGUGCAACUCCUGAGGCUCUUGUACCUUGUAUCUGAUGGCAGCAGGGCACAAAAGGCAAAGGAUUUGUAUACGUGAAUCCUAAACAGAACCACAAACACGUUUAGUCCCACCGUACGUUGUCAUCAGUCUUUGAAUGUGGAGGAGGAGAUGCUUGAGAAAACAGCACACCGUUUGCAGCAAGGAGAACCCAAACACGUGCUCAGUGUCGGAGAGAGAUCUGGAUAAAGCAACCUGGUGAUAAACCUUGUGAAUUCUCUUCAAGUUAUUGAAGGAGUGAUCAAGUAUUUCCAUUGUAACGCCAGUAUAUCAGUGGUGGAACCUUGGAGCAGAAGAUGUAUCUCAGCCCAGCUGGAAAUGUGCGUUGUGUGUGAAAUAAAGUUUUCUGGUGUAACUCUGUGAAAUCCACUGCAACUAAGUGCCUGCCAACACACCAGCAUUUGUUCACCAGAGAUCAGGUCUUCAACUGCAUUGUCUGUGUGAAGGAUUGACGUCUGACUUGAUGAAUCAACAGUUCACCUGCUCUGUUUGUGGGAACGGAUUCACUCACUCAGCCGAUCUGUGGACACACCAGUGAAUUUGCACUAGGGAGGGCCCAUUCACCUGCUCUGUGUGAGGGAAGGGCUGUACUCAGUAAUCCAGCCUGAAGAUAUAUCGGCAAGUUCACAUCAUAGUGAGAUUGUUCAGAUGACGCUAAGCAAUUCAUUCUGCCAACCAAGCUGAAGACACAUCGGAAAAUUCACCACGGUGAGAGGCUGUUCACCUGCUCUGUGUGUGGGAAGGCAGUCACUUGACCACUCAACUUAGUGACACACAAGCGAGCUCACACGACAGAGAGAAGAGAGACUGUUCAACUCUUCCGUGCUUGGGACGGGAUUCACUCGUUCAUCCCUUGUGAUGAGUCACCCCCCAAUGCACUCCAAGGAGAGGCCAUACAUCUGCUCGGACUGUGGGAAGGGAUUCACUGACUCAUAUAAGCUAAUCAGGCACCAGCAAUUUCACAGUGGGGAGAAACCGUUCACCUGCUCAGACUGUGGGAAGGGAUUCACUGAAUCGUAUUUACUGCACGCGCACCAGCGGAUUCACACGGGAGAAAAACCAUUCAUCUGUUCCGUGUGUGGGAAGGGAUUCACUCACUCAUCCAAUUUAAUCAGGCACCGGCGAUUUCACUCCGGGGAGAAGCCAUUCACCUGCUCAGACUGUGGGAAGGCAUUUAUAGAGUCAUUUGACUUGCAACUACACCGGCGUGUUCACAGCGGAGAGAGACCAUACGUCUGCCCUGUUUGUGGAAAGCGAUGGACUCGAUCAUCUGACCUGUCAAGGCACAAGCGAACUCACACGGGAGAGAGGCCAUUCACCUGCUCUGAAUGUGGGAAGGGAUUCACUCAGCUAUCUAACCUACAGAUACACCAGGCAGUUCACACUGGGGAGAGGCCAUUCAUCUGCUCAGUGUGUGGGAAAGGAUUUGCUCACCCGUACUUUCUGAAAAGUCACCAGCGAAAUCACACUGGAGAGAGGCCGUUCUCCUGCUUAGAAUGUGGUAAGAGAUUCAUUCGGUCUUCUCAUUUACUGGCGCAUCAGAGACUUCACACUGGGGAAAGGCCGUUCGCUUGUUCAGAGUGUGGGAAGGGAUUCACUGAAUCGUCACACCUGCGCGUGCACCAGCGGGUUCACACGGGAGAAAAACCAUUCACCUGCUCAGACUGUGGGAAGGCAUUUAUCCAGUCAUCUCACUUGAAAGUACACCAGGCGGUCCACACUGGAGAGAGGCCGUUCACCUGUUCUAAAUGUGGGAAGGGAUUCAUUCACUCAUACUAUCUGAUAAGUCACCAGCGGGUUCACACUGAAAAGAAGCUGUUCACCUGCUCAGAAUGUGGGAAGGGAUUCACCCAGUCAUCUUAUCUACUGGUGCACCAGAGAAUUCACACUGGGGAGAGGCCGUUCACCUGUUCAGACUGUGGGAAGGGAUUCACUGAUUCGUCACGCCUGCACGAGCAUCAGCGAGUUCACACUGGAGAAAGACCGUUCACCUGCUCAGAAUGUGGAAAGGGAUUCACUCGGUCAUCUGAUUUGACAAGUCACCAGCGAGUUCACACUGGGGAGAGACCGUUCACCUGCUCAGACUGUGGGAAGGGGUUCACUCGGUCAGCUGCGCUGCUGGCUCACAAGUCAGUUCACACUGGGGAGAAAAAUGAGCUACAGCUCGACGCGCUCGGGGGCCGGAUGCACGGUUGCGCAUGCGCGGAGCGUCGCGGCGAGAGCCCGUUGCGCAUGCGCUCACUAGACAGAGGACCAGCGGGUGAGACCGGGGCUCCGCGCUCCGCCUGGGAGACAGUUGCUGCGGGUUCCCGUCACGCCGCCAUCGCCCUGAACUCUGAGUGGGAAUGUACUCAAUCCUCUGAGCUGAUGAGGCACAAGCGAAUUCACACUGGGGAGAGGCCGUUCACCUGCUCAGACUGUGGGAAGGGAUUCACUCGGUCAUCCCAUCUCCUGGCACACCAGAAACUUCACACUGGGGACAGGCCGUUCACCUGUUCAGACUGUGGGAAGGGAUUCACUCAGUCGUCUAAACUACUGGCACACCAGAAACUUCACACUGGGGACAGGCCAUUCACCUGUUCAGACUGUGGGAAGGGAUUCACUGAAUCAUUUCACCUGCACGCGCACCGGCGGGUUCACACGGGAGAAAAACCAUUUACCUGUCCCGUGUGUGGGAAGGGAUUCACUCACUCAUCUCAAGUGAGACGACACCAACGAGUUCACUCUGGGGAGAAGCCCUUCACUUGCUCAGACUGUGGGAAGGGAUUCACCGAGUCAUCUCACUUGCAAGUACACCGGCGUGUUCACAGUGGAGAGAGACCAUACGUCUGCCCUGUUUGUGGGAAGCGAUGUACUCAAUCAUCUGACCUGUUGAGGCACAAGCGAAUUCACACGGGAGAGAGGCCAUUCACCUGCUCUGAAUGUGGGAAGGGAUUCACUCGGUCAUCUAACCUACUGGUACACCAGACGGUUCACACUGGGGAGAGGCCAUUCACCUGCUCAGUGUGUGGGAAGGGAUUCGCUCACUCGUCCUAUCUGAGAAGUCACCAGCGAAUUCACACCAGAGAGAGGGUCUUCACCUGCUCAGAAUGUGGGAAGGGAUUCAUUCGGUCAUCGUAUCUCCUGGUGCACCAGAGAGUUCACACUGGGGAGAGGUUGUUCACCUGUUCAGACUGUGGGAAGGGAUUCACUGAAUUGUCUCACCUGCAAGCGCACCAGCGGGUUCACAGGGGAGAAAAACCAUUCAUCUGUCCCAUGUGUGGGAAGGGAUUCACUCAGUCAUCUCAUGUGACAAGACACCAGCGAGUUCACUCUGGGGAGAAGCCGUUCACCUGCUCAGACUGUGGGAAGACAUUCACCGAUUCAUCUAACUUGCAAGUACACCGGCGUGUUCACAGUGGAGAGAGACCAUACAUCUGCCCUGUUUGUGGGAAGCGAUGUACUCGAUCAUCUGACCUGUUGAGGCACAAGCGAACUCACACGGGAGAGAGGCCGUUCACCUGCUCAGUGUGUGGGAAGGGAUUCACUCAGUCAUCUAACCUACUAGUACACCAGACGGUUCACACUGGGGAGAGGCCAUUCUCAUGCUCAGUGUGUGGGAAGGGAUUCGCUCACUCGUCCUAUCUGAUAAGUCACCAGCGAAUUCACACCAGAGAGAGGGUCUUCACCUGCUCAGAAUGUGGGAGGGGAUUCACUCGGUCAUCGAAUCUCCUGGUGCACCAGAGAGUUCACACUCGGGAGAAGCCAUUCAGCUGAUGAAUUGUGGGGAAUGAUUUACUGAAUAGUCAUAUUUGAACACACACUAGUGAGGUCACAGAGGAGAGAAACCAUUCACCCAUUCUGUGUCUGGGGAGAAGCCAUUCACCUGCACAGACUGUGGGAAGGGAUUCACUCAAUCAGCUGAACUGCUGAAACACCAGCGAGUUCAUAGUUGUGAAUGUGGGAAGGGAUUCACUCAGUUACACCACAUUGUGAAGUAUCAGUGGGUUUACACUGAGAGGCUGCAUACCUGGCCUGUGUGAGUAAACAGGUUUACUCGUUCAUCCUACCUGCUGGUACGCCAGCUGCGAUUGUGCGGAGUUAUGUACGGUGUCUUCUCACCCGUAGACACCAUCAUGCUCACAGUGGCCGGGGUCCAUUCAUCUGCUCUGUGUGGCAGGAAUUCACUUGCUCAGCCCACAGGCAGAAACACCAGUGGGUUCACUGUGGAAAGAGGGCAUUCACCUGUUCUGUGUGUGGGAGGGAUAUACUCUGAUGUCACCCAGCCGGAAGUUAUAACUGCGAGUUCCCAUUGAACAGUGACCAUAUACCUGAUCUGACUCUGGGUAGCGAUUCCUUAAGAUCCCCAACCUCAGGACACAUAAGUGAGUUCACACUGGAGAGGGGUUAUCCAUCUGGGAAGGAAUUCAUUCAGUCAUUUCAGCCACUGAGCACCAGCGAGUUCCCACGAGGGAGUAGCCGUUCACCUGUUCUGAGUGUGGGAAGGGUUUCAUUCAGUUAAACCACCUUGUGAGGCUCCAUUAAGUUCACAAUACGGUGAGGCCACACUUCUGUCCUAAAUGAGCAAAAAGAUUUACUCAGUUGUCCCUUAUGGUGAGACUCCAGCAACUUCACAUCAAGGAGAAGGUUCGCAUAAGCUGUCUGUUAUAUUUUUAGGCAUCACGGCAGCUGGAUCUGGUUGCAAGCUCCUGAAUGAUUCUUCAUGUCAGGUUCUGCUGUUAUUGCAGCUGCUGAUCGCACCCGGGACUGAACUCAGCCUUUGUUCUGCUGCUGUCGGCAGUAAAUGAGACUGGUGUUUAACAUUGUAGAUCCGUGACAAAUAAAUCAGUUGCAUUUCAAAUUGUCGUGGAAACACUAACUGAGAACACUCAGAGUGACUUGGAGUUUCAUUUUAAGGGUUUAUUAAUGUGAUAUCAUGGAGAGGCUGCAGCAGUUCCACCACCGGAACCCUGAACUUUAGGUUAUUCAGUGCUCAUAUUUAUACAGCAAGACAAACAACUUCACAUAACUUUGUUUGGCAUUUCACGGUCGGUACCUGAUAAAUUGUUUAAAAGACAUGUCAGUUAUCCCUCAGUGUGAGUGUAACAGUUAUUCCUAAUUAUUAAUUAUAACAACAGUUAUUCAUAAUUUACCCCCAGACGCAUUCUCUGUCCUGGUUCCAGGGGCCUACUAUCUUAUUAAUUGGAGUUCCUGGUACUGCACUUAUCAUCCAAGGUUAUUAUCGACAUGCAUCAGCGGUGUCAAGCCCAGCUGUUCCCGAAUUGACAAGUAUCCCAUCAGACAUUAGUUUUAACCAUUUCUACCACAAAUCCCUCCUUGUUGAUCUUUCUGAUCAACACUUGAAGAUUUAUACUCCCUUCCCCCUGUCAAGGGGCUCAUAACCCACUGGAUAAUGGCGCAUUCCUAAACUUCCCUCUUCAUCGUAACUCUUCUUUCCCCGUCUCCCGUGACGUGAGAUUGCGCAGACGCAGCGAAUGCGUUGUUGUAUGACACAAUGGCCCACCACCACUAAGCAGACCAGGGCAAUGAGACCGUAAAAGAGGGGCUGUAACCAGGAAAAUAUUCCUUCUAACACUGAUUUAAACCACCUAAAGAAAUCCCAGUCUACUGGAGGGGCUUGAGAGUUCAGUUAAUGUAUCUCAUCUCACAGAUGGGUCAUGUGUUCCAACACGUGGGUCAUAUUUUCUGCAGCAUCGGGUACGUAGGUGUAACAUUCUUUUCCCACUAAAGCACAGACCCCUCCUCCCAGGCUAAUACUUAGUCUCGGGCCAUCCGGUUCCGUAAGGUCACCAGUCAAAGAUUUUGCAUUUCCUGGUUCAGAAUGGCAAAUCCCUCUAUAGUCUCAUCGGCCAGCUGUUCCAGUACUAAACUCAGCAAAUCUAUAGAACAGUAACUAUAACUGGAUCAAUGAAAGAUCAACCAGGGUGCAGAAGACACUAAACUCUGCAAAUGUAAAUAUGAACAAAAUAGCAAUAAAUAAAGAGAACAUGAGAUAUAGCAAUAACGAGGGCUUAAAGAAAGUCUGGAGAUGCUGUAAAUAAAAGUAACACACAAAAUGUUGGAGGAACUCAGCAGGCCAGGUAUCAUCUAUGGAAAAGAGUAAACUGCAGACUUUUAGGGAUGAGACCCUUCAUCAGGACAGUCCUCGGGUCUCGGCCUGAAACAUUGACUGCUUACUGUUCUGUAGUUGCUGCCUGGCCUGGUGAGUUCUUUAAAGUGAGAUCAUUGGUUGUGGGAACGUCUUCAUGGAUGGGCAAGAGAGUGAAAGUUAUCCCCUUUGUUAAAGAGCCUGAUGGUUGAGGAGUGGUACCUGUUCUGAACCUCCCGGUGCAACUCCUGUGGCUCUUGUACUUGCUAUCUGAUGGCAGCGGGUAAACCGAGAGAGAGAGACAGUCUGACACACACACAGACAGAGGGAAAUGCACAGGAGAAAAGAGAAUCUUUGAGGGGUUACAGACAUGAUUGUGUUUACUGGGUGGGAGAAACUCACCGAGAAGCAAAGGAAUAGAGAGGUCUGUUCGGCGAGGUCAUGUUCACAGACAUAUUGAUGUUGGGGGAGACUCACAUACAGGUUUAGUAGAAUUCCACUUAAAGACACUCUACAAAAGAGGUCUCAUGAUGUUAUUAAAUUCAAAAAUCUGAGAUGUGUCUGUACAUUAAUUCCUGCAAAUGACAACACUUGUGUCACCUCUCUCUCAUCACUGUUAGUAAUUUUCCUUCCUUAUCAGUUCCCUGUGCUUUUGACGUCAUCCCUUGCAAUAUUGUGGAGGGCAAGUCAUUGGAUGUAUUUAAAACGGAGGUUGAUCAGUCUUUGAUGAAUAAGGCUGUCAAAGGCCACAGAAGAACAGGGUUGAGAAGGAAAACAAAUCAACCAUGAUAGAAUAGAGCAGACUCGAUGUGCCAAGUGGUCAAAUUUUGCCCCUAUGCCUUAUUAUCUUAAUUAAUGUGAAGGGGAACGUAGUGUGGGUGAGGGGAUAAAGCUUGAAGCUGAGAGGUACAAGGUGGAAGAGGUAAAGAGCUGAUGAACGAUGACACUGACAGGAGAAGAGAGUUGUCAGUGGGAGAAAAGGAACGAGGAGGGAUAUUAUGACAUUUUCACUGCUCCGAACGGGCUGUAUCUCCCAAAGCUCUUCUCUCCUCCCCCCCCCCCCCCCAAUACCCGACUACCCGACUGUCCUCUGAAAUCUGAAAGCUGGUGAGUUAACGCCCUGGCUCUGUUUCAGUAGCACCUGCGCAUUUCUGGUUCUGUGACCUUUCUCCAACUGUGAGUAUGUUGGAUUGCUUUAUUAAAGAUUUUUUGAUGUAUAUUCUAUUGUUUUAUGUGAACAAACUUGGAAAAAACUAACAAAAAGACAACCAUAAAAACCACAACCAUAACCAUAGCAAAAUGAAAUUAAAUAUUGAGCAGCAAAAGAGAAAACAAAUAUUAAAGGCAAAAAGUAAACACAGCAGCGUUGCACCGCACCAAAAAACCUCAGUCCUCACUCCGUAAGAAAGUCCAAUACAGGGCCUCAUAUCCUUUCAAAGAUAUCCCCUCUCUCCUCGUUACAUAAUCUCAGUCUCUCCAAAUGUAAAGGGUUUGCCAGUUCUCUCAGCCACAGAUCGUACGGAGGCAGUGAGUCCAUUUUCCACAUUUGCAGAAUUAACUUCUUAGCAAUCGCCAUUCCAACAAUUCAGCCAUCUUUUCAUACUUAUUGGCUGAAGAUAAGGAGCUUGUUAAUAGACAGUAGGUGCAGAAGUAGGCCAUUCGGCCAUUCUAGCCAGCACCGCCGUUCACUAUGAUCAUGGCUGAUCAUACACAAUCAGUACCCCGUUCCUGCCCUCUCCCCAUAUCCCUUGACCCCGCUAUCUAUAAGAGCUCUUUCUAACUCUCUCUUGAAUGCAUCCAGAGACUUGGCCUCCACUGCCUUCUGGGGCAGAGCAUUCCAUAGAUCCACAACAAACGUUUUUCUGCAUCUCUGUUCUAAAUGGCCUACUCCUUAUUCUUAAACUGUGGCCUCUAGUUCUGGACUCACCCAUCAGCGGGAACAUGCUUCCUGCCUCCUGCAUGUCCAAUCCCUUAGUAAUCUUAUACGUUUCAAUCAGAUCCCCUCUCAUCCUUCUAAAUUGCUAGAUUUCUAAAUUUGUUGCUCCAAGGAUGGCUAUGAGUGGGUCUGGCUCCCAACGCUUCCCAAAAGCCUCAGAAAAACAGUGAAAUAUACUUUUCCAUGUUGUCUUUGGACCUGACGGUGUUAAAUGAAGCGCCGAGGUCUCCAGACGGAAACAUUAACGGACUUGAGAUCCGGUCCAUUA